AGGAGAAUUUUGGUUUGGCUGGUUGGAGGGAUUCGAGGAAGGAAGAAAUGUCACUCCUCUAACCAAAGCCCCUAUUGGUCCACGUGGCAAGCACAAGUAGUUUCCCCUCCCCAAAUUCGACUACAGCUGCCUGUUCCAUCUCUAGAUUUUGAAAUGAAAACACCAAUAUGUUUUCACUCAAAUCUGUCCUUGCAAAGGCCUUGUCUGUAUAUGAUUCACCCCUCCACAUGUUUUUAUGAUGGAGCUUCCACCACUGCCACCACCACCCCCACCACAACCAUCAAGAAGCACGAGUAUCAUUGCCAUUAUCUUCUUUUGCUCUUCUUUCUGUGUCUCUCAGACUAUUUUUUCUCUGCCAUUGCAUUACGGGAAAACUCAUGUCUGCCACUUGGUACUGCCAUAUGUCCUAGACCCCGUUUGUUCUUCAGCUGCUUGUCCUUCUUGUUUUCCUUUUCUCUUCUUUGUUCAAACAGGGCCGAAAAGUCCCCCCUUCACCUUUUUCCUGCUUCCAUUUCAAUCCUUAAAUGACGCGCUACUUCGAUUAACUUUCUUGCAGAAUCAUUUCAACAUGUCAAGAGUCUUGAGAAAGUUAAAGAAAAGGUGAUUGAAAAAGAAGGCAUAGCCCGUGUCACCACCCAAAAGCUUCAGUAUAUAUAAACACACACACACACAGCCAUUCACAACAAACUCAUCCCCACAAAAUCUUGAGAGAGAGUACCCUUGAGAACUCAAGCAACCAGUGAUUAAUUAAGAUGGCAUUUUUCAAUGCCAAGAACUUCUUCCAACGCUUCUGUUCCGAAGAGGUUCAUGUGGAGGGUGUUUCUCAUGGCAGCUUCUUCUCGAGCGAUCUCCUACCAUCCCUCGGUGCCCAGAUAAAUCGGGCAACCAAACUUCGAAGAUACAUAAUUUCCCCUUACAAUUCCUAUUAUAGGGCUUGGGAGAUGUGGCUGGUUGUUCUAGUCGUUUACUCUGCCUGGAUCUCUCCAUUUGAAUUUGCUUUCCUAACAUCCAAGAAAGAUGCCCUCUUCAUCUUUGACAACGUUGUCAACGGUUUUUUUGCUGUUGAUAUUGUUCUCACCUUCUUCGUUGCGUAUCUAGAUAGCCACUCUUACCUCCUUAUCGACGACCCUAAGAAGAUAGCAAUAAGGUACAUAUCAACGUGGUUUAUUUUCGAUGUCUGCUCGACAGCCCCAUUUCAGUCUCUUAGUCUCCUGUUCAGAAAUCACGGUAAUGGACUUGGUUUUAACAUCCUCAGCAUGCUCAGACUUUGGCGUCUCAGACGAGUCAGUGCCUUGUUUGCAAGACUUGAGAAGGACAUCAGGUUCAACUAUUUUUGGACUCGGUGCACAAAACUUGUUUCUGUAACCCUGUUUGCAGUACACUGUGCUGGAUGCUUUAACUAUUUGAUUGCAGAUAGAUACCCUGAUCCGAAGAGAACCUGGAUCGGUGCAGUAAACCCAAAUUUUAAAGAGGAGAGACUCUGGAAUAGAUACGUGACAGCAAUGUACUGGUCUAUUACCACAUUAACCACAACAGGUUAUGGGGACCUGCAUGCUGAGAACCCCAGGGAGAUGCUUUUUGACAUUUUUUACAUGCUGUUCAACUUGGGUUUGACCUCAUACCUCAUUGGAAACAUGACAAACCUUGUAGUUCACUGGACCAGCCGCACAAGGAACUUUAGAGACACAGUCAGAGCUGCUUCAGAAUUCGCUGCACGAAAUCAAUUGCCUCCUCGCAUACAGGAACAAAUGUUGUCACACAUAUGCCUCAAGUUCAAAACAGAAGGAUUGAAGCAGCAAGAGACCUUAAAUGGUCUGCCAAAAGCCAUUCGUUCAAGCAUUGCAGACUAUCUCUUCCAUCCUAUUGCUCAAAGUGCUUAUCUCUUCCAAGGGGUUUCUCAGGACUUCCUUUUCCAACUGGUUUCAGAAAUGGAGGCUGAAUAUUUUCCACCCAAGGAGGAUGUAAUUCUGCAGAAUGAAGCUCCUACAGAUCUCUACAUACUCGUCUCGGGAACAGUGGAUUUGAUAUUGCAUGUUGAUGAACGUGAAAAGGUUAUUGGGAAAGCAAUAGCAGGAGACACGUUUGGCGAGGUCGGAGUUUUAUGUUCCAGGCCGCAACCUUUCACAGUUAGAACCAUUGAGCUUUCUCAAAUACUACGACUGAACGGAACUGCUCUCAUGAGCACCAUAAAAGCGAAUCCAGAAGAUGGGCGCGUCAUAAUGAAUCAUCUUUCCAUGAAACUGCGGAGGCGAGAAAGCAUGGAUUCUGAAUCCCAAUACAGAGAAGAAUGGUGUUCUAAGAGAGGGUGUAAAGAUCAUAUGCACGGAGAUCUAUCAGUGAACAAAGCAAGAGAGACAGAUUCCCAGGGAUCAAAGGCUACAAGAAAGAGUGAACUAGGCAGCAGACAUGAAGGGUUAGUAACAGCAGUUGAGAAUAGCGAAACGGCUCUUCAUGCUGCUGUUUGCGAGGGGCAUGUUGAAAUGGUUAAGAUUUUGCUUGACGGAGGAGCAAGCAUAAACAAACCAGAUGCCAGAGGAUGGACCCCAAAAGCUCUAGCCGAACAGCAAGGAAAUAAAAGCAUACAUGAUCUCUUACUAAAUUACGAAAAUAGGAAUAUAUUAAAUGAACAUAGAAUAGAUUUUAUCGAGUCAGAAACUGUAGGUGACACCAAGAAAAGUCAAGGGAAACAUGAAGGAAACAAGGCGCUCACAAACUCCAGCUCAUGCAUUUCUAGAUGUCCCCUUGAUAGGGAAGCAAAGAAAUCAACCAAGCGAGUCACUAUCCACAUGCAGCUUCAAAACAGAAGUACAUUACAGAGCCGACUUGGGAAGCUAAUUAUCCUACCUGAUUCUAUGGAAGAGUUGCUCAGAAUUGCCGGUGAAAAAUUUGGAGGCUACAAAUUUACUAGAGUCAUGAAUGCAGAGAAUGCAGAAAUUGAUGGUAUCAGUGUCAUUCGAGAUGGCGAUCAUCUGUGUCUUCUCCAAGAUGACUGAAAAUUUGGUUGUGAUGUGACCAAAUUGUUCAAAGACAUUGAUGCGGACAAGCUGAUAGCUUGUACAUUUUGAGCAAUGUAUAUUGAAAUAUUAACAAAAAGCGCAAUACAUCAGGUGGCCAAAUGGGGCUCAAUGGUCGUUAAUAA
Messenger RNA from Populus euphratica (Euphrates poplar), 3139 nucleotides. NCBI's taxonomy places the organism in Eukaryota, Viridiplantae, Streptophyta, Magnoliopsida, Malpighiales, Salicaceae. The record is from RefSeq and is a predicted model, not a curated record.